AGGUUUGCAGCCAAGGUGCGAGGUGCCCAAAAGCCCAAAUGGAAUGUAAUAAUGUACUGCAAAGGUGUGUCUUCUCCUCCCCAUCAAUGCAGUAGUCCUUAUCCCGUCUGGCCAUUUGAUGGUCUGCACAAACUGCCGGUCCGAACUGCAAAGGCCCGGCCUGGGGAAACCACCACACCUGAUCUUUAUCAUGACGGACGACCAGGGUUACGGUGACGUGGGCUACCACGGCUCGGACAUCCGCACGCCUGAGUUGGAUCGGCUGGCGGCUGAAGGAGUGAAACUGGAAAAUUAUUACGUUCAACCUAUCUGCUCACCCUCUCGGAGUCAACUCAUGACAGGACGCUACCAAAUCCACACGGGCCUGCAGCAUUCAAUCAUCCGUCCACGUCAAGCCCUCUGCCUCCCUCCGGAUGCGCCCACCCUCCCCGAGCGCCUGUCCGAAGUGGGUUACGCCACGCACAUGGUGGGCAAGUGGCAUCUAGGCUUUUGCAGGCCCGGCUGCUUACCCACGGGACGGGGCUUCCACACUUACUUGGGUACGCUCACUGGUAGCGGAGACCACUUCACCUAUCAGAGCUGUGAUAACGCUCAAGCUUGCGGAUUUGACCUCCACGACGGAGAACGGCCGGCGUGGGAAAUGGCGGGAAAUUACUCCACUCUGCUUUAUGUCAACAGAGUGAAGCAGAUCCUGAAAGGUCACGACCCCAACACUCCUCUCUUCCUCUACAUUUCCCUCCAGGCUGCGCACACACCCCUUCAAGCGCCUGACCGUUUCCUGGACUUGUACACAUCUCAGAGCAACCACGUGCGACGUCACUACGCGGCCAUGCUCAGCUGCCUGGACCACGGCGUGGGUCAAGUGGUCCGUCAGCUGAAAGAGAGCGGUCUUUACGAAAACUCGGUAGUGAUCUACUCGUCUGAUAAUGGCGGACAGCCACUGUCCGGUGGAAGCAAUUGGCCACUACGGGGCGGAAAGGGGACAUACUGGGAGGGUGGCAUCAGAGCAGUGGGCUUUGUGCACAGUCCCCUUCUGAAGAUCAAGGGCGUAAUCAACAAGGCUCUCAUCCACGUUUCCGAUUGGUACCCAACCUUGUUGUCCCUGGCCGGCAUGCCGCAGUUCCUUGAGGGUCUGGAUGGUCACGAUGUUUGGGGCACAAUCAGCGAGGGUCUUCCCUCCCCUCGCACGGAAAUCCUGUUCAACAUCGACCCGGUCUCUAGGAGGCCCGGGGAGCCCUACGACAAAGCCUUGGUGCUCAACGGCUUCGGGAUCUGGGACACGGCAGUGAGGGCGGCUAUCAGGGCCGGGGAUUGGAAGCUGUUGACCGGAAACGUGGGGGACGGCGACUGGACGCCUCCGCGGGCGUUUGUCGACGGCCCUGAGCGCUGGCAGGAGCUGGAGAAGCGGCGCAACGAAGUGGGGAAGUCCGUAUGGCUCUUCAACAUAUCCGCCGACCCUUACGAGAGGUGCGAUUUGGCCCGAGCUCGGCCGGAGAUCGUCAAGCAUCUCCUGACCAGGCUGGCCGAGUACAACCGGACCGCAGUGGCGCCGAGAAACCCGCCCGAUGAUCCUGUGGCCGACCCUGAGCUGCGAGGUGGGGCUUGGGGACCCUGGUUGGGACUGGAGGGCCAAGAGGGGCAGGACGAAACGGGGGGUGGAAGGAUGGACGGUAGGACAAAAGUGAAGCAGUGCAAAUUGUGCAAAUUAAAAGCACUUUUUAAAAAAUUGAGGUCACGUCUGCAGAAGAAUGCCGUCUUCUUCUGA
Messenger RNA from Corythoichthys intestinalis (scribbled pipefish), 1765 nucleotides. Its product is annotated as arylsulfatase I. The transcript has 4 exons. Bases 119 to 1765 code for a protein of 548 amino acids. Lineage: Eukaryota; Metazoa; Chordata; Actinopteri; Syngnathiformes; Syngnathidae. The record is from RefSeq and is a predicted model, not a curated record.